Colletotrichum chrysophilum is the source of this 2997-nucleotide messenger RNA. RefSeq lists its product as uncharacterized. Gene Ontology annotation, molecular function: metalloendopeptidase activity; metal ion binding. The transcript is spliced from 4 exons. Gene Ontology annotation, biological process: peptide catabolic process. The record is from RefSeq and is a predicted model, not a curated record. The coding region runs from base 1 to 2997 and encodes 998 amino acids. Lineage: Eukaryota; Fungi; Ascomycota; Sordariomycetes; Glomerellales; Glomerellaceae. Gene Ontology annotation, cellular component: cytosol; mitochondrion.
AUGACAGCGCCCAAGCCAGCGCCCAAGCCAGCACCUGUGGAACUGGUCACGGAAAAGGUCGAAAAGCCUUGGACCGACGAGAGAACCUACCGUGUCAUUCUCUUGCCCAACAAGCUUGAGGCCCUGUUGGUCCACGAUCCAGAGACCGACAAGGCCAGCGCCGCCCUCGACGUCAAUGUCGGAAACUUCAGCGACGAAGAGGAUAUGCCCGGGGUGGCCCAUGCCGUGGAACAUCUUCUUUUCAUGGGCACCAAGAAGUUCCCUGUAGAAAACGAAUACUCGCAGUACCUCGCCUUACACUCUGGAGACUCAAACGCGUACACGGGAGCAACCUCCACCAACUACCACUUUGAUGUUUCUGCAAAGCCUGCCAACGACAUGGAACCCUCUGCCUCGAACCCUUCCCCCUUGAAGGGUGCACUCGACCGCUUCGCCCAGUUCUUCAUCGAGCCUCUCUUCCUCGAAUCGACCCUGAACCGAGAGUUGCACGCCGUCGACGCAGAGCAGAAGAAGAACUUGCAGAGCGACGAAUGGCGACUCUAUCAGCUUGAGAAGAGCCUGUCCAACCCCAAGCACCCCUUCUGCCACUUUGCGACCGGUAACCUCGAAGUUCUCAAGACCCAACCAGAGGCCAAGGGCGUCAAUGUUCGGGCCAAGUUUAUGGAGUUCCACGAGAAGCACUACUCGGCGAACAGGAUGAAGUUGGUGGUUCUGGGACGGGAGCCUUUGGACGUUUUGGAGGACUGGGUCGUAGAAUUAUUUGCUGGAGUCCCCAACAAGAACCUGAUGCCGAACCGCUGGGAGGCUGAGGUACCCUUCCGCGAGAGCGACCUCGGUAUCCAGGUGUUCGCCAAGCCGGUCAUGGACUUGCGCGAACUGCAACUCCUUUUCCCGUUUCUCGACGAGGAGAAAAUGUUCGAGUCGCAGCCCAGCCGAUACAUCAAACACCUGGUCGGCCACGAGGGUCCUGGAAGUAUCAUGGCCUGUCUCAAGGAGAAGGGUUGGGCCACCAAGUUGGACGCCUUCGAAUCCUUAGUCUGCGCGGGCACCCCUGGCACCUUUGACUGCCAUAUUAGCCUGACCGAGGAGGGUCUCAAGAACUACAAGGAGAUCGUCAAGAUACUCUUCCAAUACGUCUCUCUUCUCCGGGAGUCACCGCCCCAAGAGUGGAUCUUUGAUGAACAGAAGGGCAUGGCCGAUUUUGACUUCAAGUUUAAACAAAAGACGCUAGCAAGCCGCUUCACUAGCGAGACUAGUGCCGUCAUGCAGAAGCCUCUGCCGCGCGAGUGGCUUCUCAGUGGAUACAGCCGGCUGCGCAAGUUCGACUCUCAACUGAUUGAUAAGGGACUGGCUUGCUUGAGGCCUGAUAACUUCCGUUUGACCAUCGUGUCGCAGAAGUUCCCUGGCGACUGGGAUCAGAAGGAGAAGUGGUACGGCACCGAGUACCGCCACGAGAAGAUCCCCGACGACUUCAUGGCGGAGAUCAAGGAGGCUGCCUCGAGUUCCGCCUCCGACCGGCUUGCCGAGCUUCACCUCCCCCACAAGAACAACUUCAUUCCCACCAAGCUCGAGGUCGAGAAGAAGGAGGUCAAAGAGCCGGCAGUAGCGCCGCGUGUCAUCCGAAACAGCAGUAUCGCUCGGACGUGGUUCAAAAAAGAUGACACAUUCGGGGUGCCCAAGGCGAACCUUGUCAUCAGCUGCCGGAACCCCAACAUCUACUCGACUGCUGAGAAUGCUGUCAAGGCUAGGCUGUUUACCGACCUCGUUAGGGAUGCGUUGGAAGCCUACUCGUAUGAUGCGGAGCUUGCUGGUCUGCAGUACAGUGUUACACUCGAUGCCCGCGGCUUGUUACUGGACCUCAGUGGAUACAACGACAAGCUGGCGGUUCUCUUGGAGCAGGUUCUCAUCGCCAUGCGCGACCUCGAGAUUAAGGAUCAGAGGUUCGACAUCAUCAAAAAGGACCUGAGCCGAGAAUACAAUGACUGGGAACUUCAGCAGCCCUACCACCAGGUUUCAAACUACACGGCUUGGCUCAACUCUGAGCGUGACUACGUUGUUGAGGAGUCUUUGGCUGAGCUACCCAACAUCACUGCUGAGGACGUCCGCCAGUUCAAGAAGCAGAUUCUUUCACAAGUGCACAUUGAAAGCUAUGUGCACGGCAACUUGUACAAAGAGGACGCCCUCAAGUUGGCUGAUAUGAUUGAGACAAUCCUGAAGCCCCAUGAAUUGCCACGCCCUCAGUGGCCCGUCAUUCGAUCUCUUAUUCUACCCGCCGGAUCAAACUACGUCUACAAGAAGAUGCUGAAGGAUCCAGCAAACGUCAACCACUGCAUCGAGGUGUGGCUAUACGUUGGUGACAAGAGCGACCGCAUGACGCGGGCAAAGACAAUGCUUCUCGACCAGAUGACCAAGGAGCCGGCAUUCGACCAACUCCGAACCAAGGAGAAGCUGGGCUAUGUCGUCUUGAGUGGAGUUCAAAGCUUCUCAACCACCUACGGCUUGUGCUUCACCAUCCAGAGUAAGGAGAGACCCGAAUAUCUCAGGGGGAGAAUCGAAGAAUUCCUGAACUCGUUCACGAAAACCCUAGAAUCCAUGCCCGAGGCCACGUUCAAGGACCACAAGCAAAGUUUAAUUGCGGAGCGCCUAGAAAAGCCCUUGGACCUGACACAGGAGAGUGACUGGCACUGCCAACGGAUCUGGAGUGAAUCCUACGACUUCAACUGGUCUGCUGAAGAUGCCGCGAUCGUCAAAACAAUUACCAAAGAGGAGAUGAUUGAGUUUUACGACCGCCAUAUGAAGCCAGGCUCUCAAGAAGGAGCAAAGCUCUCGGUCCACCUUUACGCUCAGACGGACGAGUCCAUCAGACAUGCCGAGACGGCUGAGACUCCGGAAGCCAGCAGCAAGCCAAUUCCUAUCACAAAUGUCCAUGACUUUCGGAAUGGUCUGAAUUCCAUGAUUCAAACUCCUGUGGGGUUCCUGGAAGAGUUCAUGGAGUGA